AUGGCCAUAUCGUCCUUGGUAGAACAACAUGGCAGCGUGUCGUCUUUGCGGCCUUCAGCUGUGGCCCGAGUGGGGCAGGCCGUUAACUUGGCAGUCGAACGUUUCGUCACUGUCGGCGAAACUAUCGCCGAUGAUUACCCGGAAGUACGACAGGGGAUGUACGAAGCUUGCAAGGAAGCGCGACAAGCCGGUGGAGCCAUCGAACACAUUUGCGAAGUACACGAAGAAGAAGUGCUACCUGAUCGGACAACUCUGAUAAGAGCAGCAAGGUGUCUUCUAGGUGCCAUUACAAGAGUUUUGUUGUUAGCUGAUAUUGUUGUUGUGAAACAACUCCUCCUCGCGAAAGAUAAGGUAUCUCAUAGUUUGGAUCGUCUAGAGUCGGUAGGCAAUUUCACAGAAUUCGUAAAAGCCUUCAGUCAGUUUGGUGCUGAGAUGGUAGAACUGGCUCACUUGACAGGUGAUAGACAGAAUGAUCUGAAGGACGAGAGAAGAAGGGCACAAAUGGCGGCUGCUAGACAAGUUUUGGAAAGAUCUACGAUGAUGUUACUAACUUCCAGCAAAACUAGUAUGAGACAUCCAGAAUGUUCAUCCGCCAGAGAGAACCGUGACACAGUAUUCUGCCAAAUGAGGAGAGCUAUGGAUCUUAUCCAUUUCGUAGUUAAAGAUGGUAUCCUAACAAAUGCCGAUUCAAGUGUUCAAUCAGUCAAAAGAGAGGAACUUUGCGAAAAUGAGCGAGGGACAGCUUAUGCCUGCAUGAGGCAUUUGCAGCAUCUCCUCGAGCACAGUAAAAUAUCUAUGGAUCCUUCCUCUCAAGAGACGCUUCCGACUGCUCUAGAGGCUGUUUUAGAAAGAACUCAGGAUUUCACUGAUAGUGCCUAUACUAGUCAUGAACAUAGAGAAGCUAUUAUAGAAUGUAGUGAAAGAUUAAAAUCUGAACUGGAUCAUCUUUUAGGACUUUACGCUAAUAUUGUAACGAAUCACAUUGUGCUGAAAAAAUACUUUGGUGACUCCUCCAAUGCCUUCCUUGAUUCAUUGGAUCAUAUUCUGGAGGUAUGUAAAUUAUUACGACAUGUGGCAGUCUCAGAAACACUUCAAGUAUCUGCAAAAUUCACGGAAAUCAAUUUGAGAGUCUAUGGUCCUCAAGUAAUAACUGCUGCUAAAUCACUGGCCUCCUAUCCUGGCAGUAAAAUAGCUCAAGAAAACUUGGAAGUUUUCGCCGAUAUGUACCAAUGGCUAGUGUCAGAUGUGACUACCAUUGUCAAAGAUGUUCUAGAUGCAAGUCAAUCUAAACCUGAAAAGCAAGUCUACAUGUCUCUUCCAAGACCCGGUAAACAUGGCACCACUUCCAAACCCCUGAAAUCUGUGAGAUUGGACACUGAGGAACAGGAAAAAAUUGCCAAGUCUGGUUUAGAGAUGAAGCUCAUCACAAGUGAAAUGGAUGCAGAAACAGAAAAGUGGCAAGAAAAUAACAGUAACGCUGAGUUGGAAGAAAAUAACGACAUCGUCAAGAGAGCGAAAAAUAUGUCAGCUAUGGCUUUUUCAAUGUAUCAGUUCACUAAGGGUGAAGGGGAAUUGAAAACUACUCAGGAUCUAUUUACACAAGCGGAAUAUUUUGCAGAAGAAGCAAACAGACUGUACAAAGUGAUUAGACAAUUCAGCUACCAGGUUCCUGGAGGUAUUACCAAGAAAGAAUUACUAGCAAAUCUUGACAAAGUACCAACUUUUGUCCAACGACUGCAAUUCACAGUAAAGGACCACACCGUAGGAAAAGCAGCUACCUUCACUAAAGUAGACAAUGUGAUACAGGAAACUAAAAACCUCAUGGAUGUUAUUUCAAAAGUUGUCACUACCUGUUUUGAAUGUGCGACAAAAUACAAACUAGAAUUUCGUGGGUCAGGAUCCGGAACAGGAAGAGGAUCUGGUGGUGACGGAAGUUCUUCUAGCGGAGGCGGAGCAAGUGGUGACAACAAAGGCGGAGGAGCUACCGGACCAGAUCAGAGUUUAUGACAAAUGGGGAUGUCCCGGCGCAACAAGGGAGAUUCGCGAAGAACUCGUGUCUCCUUCUUGUUGUUCUAGGACGUCUCACCUGGGCGAUUCCAUUCCAACUAUACAAAUUUCAUUGUUGGAAGGAAAUAUGAAAUGUGGCGAUGUGGUGGAUGUUGCUAUGCAGAGGCUGGCGGAACCUUUAUAAAAGUUUCAGCACACUGGCAGGCGAAUUGAUCAUAAAAUAUCGUAUGGAAAUGACAAAGAAAAUUGGUGGCGUGGAGACUGAAACCAAUAACUGAACUUAUGACUUUUGUUUCACUAUUUGUUUGCGACAAGACAUACGAUUUUAUUCACAAUAUAGUUUUUGAAUAUGUUCAUCGUGGAUUUUCAUUCACGUUUGUUUAUGCUCGUUGAACGUGAUAGGAAUAGAUGAAAUAUUGUUUGAAAUUUCAAUUACCUACAAAGCAACAGUUUCGUCACUCUGUGCAAGUUUCACGUACCAAAUUUCUUCUGUUUGUGCCAAAAAUAAAGCCUUCUCAUAAAUGUAUUCACUACAGUGAUUAAAAACAAUACUUCCAUGAUUCAGCUUCGGCUUCAAUUUCAUAUGAAUUCGACCGUGAAUGAAUCUAGACAUCUAUUUACUGAGUAAGAAUUGAUGUUUUACUGACUAGGCUUCGACUUUUCACAAAAUGUUAGGGUUUGCGGAAUAUGUAGAUGAAAUGUAAACAAUCAUCAACUGACUGUAAUAAUGAUAAUCUACACCAAUAACUUCAGAAAACUCCAAUAUAUUCAUAGAAAUUUUGAUAGUUGUUAUUAUUAGUGGCGGAUCGAGUAAAAAUGAACAUGCCUUUUUGGGCCCAUUAAUUUCUUGGACUACGUAGAUGGAAAACUAUUCAGGAAACAGUCGCUUUCGGAGUCUAGCAGCAUUUGUUGAAAUAUUUUGGCCACCACUCUACACAUAUUAUCACAAACUUUCUGAGUGUGAUAAACGAUUACCAUACCAAAUAUUGGAUUUUGCGGAAAACAUAAGAUAGCGGCCUGGAUAAAUAUCUUUGCCCAAUUAUGAUUUGAAUUUUUUUUUUCAUGAAAAUACCCAUUUUCGAAGGUACUUGAAGUUGAUUAUAAAGUUCUCUUGGCUGUUCUACCACUGGAGAAAUCCAUGUUCAAGACUAUCGUCAUUCACCUCUAUCGAAGCAUAUUGAAAUUAUGGAAUUUUAACUGCUGUUGAAAGCUUCUUGAAUGUACUGGCUCAGAUUUUUUGGGAUGGGUAUAAUAAAUGACUAAGGUACCAGUGAUUUAAUUGUGUAUAUAGUAGAGCAAUUUUGUUUAAUGGUUUCCAUUACACAAUAUUCUUAAAACAACAUUUUUUAUACAAGUUACAGGCUAUUCGCUAUUUCAAUCAUGAGAGGUCCCUCAAACAAUAAAAGAAUUUCCAUAAUUUCCCUUUUAAUUAUGACGUGAAGUUUUUCAUUUCUAGAUUUUAUCUUUUCUGUUGUUUGAAGUUGGUUCAUAUUUUAGGAAUAAUCGUUUGAAAAACGUCUCAUAACUGACUUAUUAGUUAUUAGCAUCUUUUGAUCAUCUGGAUUAUCAGCUUCCUGAAUAGUUUUUGGGAUGGCUCCUGCGACUUUACUUUCAUUAUCUGGGUUGAUCCUGCCAACACCCUGUAUGUUGUGUUACUUGUUUGCACUGAUUUCAAUCUAUUUCUUGAUAGAUAGUUCAAAAUCAAUUUCAUUUCUUUUCGUUCUUUUCUUUCAUUGGUGUGUGGGAACAGACAUUUUUCUCUGACUAAUAAUCAUUCAUUUUGAACUUGAAUAUUAUUUUUGUGUCUGAUACUCCUACGGACAUCUAUAGGUGAGAGACGCAACCCUUUCAAUUCUCUUCAAGGUUCUAUUGUACCAAGGUAGCCUUGAUUCAAGUAGGGUAAACUUUCUAAGUCCAGCUUUCUUGGCCUUGACCAUCCAGGAUGUGUAAUAACGUAUAAAAAUAAUAACACAAAUAAAAAUCGUCUGAACACUGGAAUUAUAUGCCUCAAUCGAGAAAUCCUCGUCACUUGUAUAAUAAAUGCUCCUUUCUGGUUCAUAUAUUCUUUCUUUCGCUACUGAUUGUCCUUAAAUUUGGCACCCCCGCUUAGAAACAAAAUAACUUCCCUAUUAAGGCCACUAUCCUUAGCCUCGAAGGCUGAGGGAGGACACCCCUGUACUAGCCCCUUCGUGUCCUUCACAAGACUCCUUUCUCGGAACCUUCUGUCUUCUCUCCUUCCAAAAAGCCGGGAAGGAAAAACGGAUUCCUCGUCUCCCCGUUCCUCAUACCGUUUUCUUCAAGAGUCGCCCACGUGCGCCGGAGGUCACCAGAAAACUUAUUCCGCUGAAUUGACAAAAAUCACGAUUUCAAAGCUGGGAUAUUGAUUGGUCCAUAUCUACAUUCAGAGCAGUUUUCAGCUUCGUGACAAAUAUAUCUGACUAUGCAUCUUUUCCUAACACGCCUAUGAAUAGUGUUUAUAUGAACACUCUCGUCUUGUCAUAAGUCUCCAAUGUAUGAGACACAGAACCGGCGUUUGAAAAAAUACCUUAAUUAAAGAAAUCUGUCUCUUCCCGAAACUAGAAGGUACAUUUAUCAUACAUAACUUUUGCUAAGUAUUACAGACGCGGUGUAUAUUGUUUCGUUAUUGUUUAUUUGUUUUUUAGCCAAAAUUUGACUUUCAGUUGGUUUGUCUUCACUGGUUGAGAAAAAUGUAGAAAGGUUGAAAACGGUGAUUGCCAUAAUGUUUCAACAAACCCCUAAAUACUAAAUACUUUUUGACGCGUCUCCGCCUGAAGUAAUUUCUGAUACUUUAUGUUUUCAAAAUAUUUGAAUUUUAUCUACAGUACGUAUAUAUCGGAAAUCCCAAGAAAAAUCUGUCAUAUGGCAUCUGAUAUCAAGCAUCAAAAUAUAUCUACCUGGAACUAUUGGAAAAUCUUAAAUCUUGUAAGAGUUUUUUUGUAGAUUUUAUCGUUGUACGAACUAUUGGAAAUUGAAUAGCUUUACAUUACGUUAGUAACGUUUGAAGCAUAAGUUCCCUCAUAAUUUCAAAUAACGCUGAGGAAAAAAUGUUCAUCACUUUCCAGCAUAUAUAGUAAUUUGCUUACCAAAAAAAGGAUUUUUAGAUAAUGCUCUUUGAAAAAAACUUUCUUCCUUCACUAACCUGAAUUAUGGAAUCCCUCUUACAAAUCCAACUGGCAAAGCAAAACUGUUGAGCAGUUGUGAAUUGUAUGACGUUAACGGUGUGCACUAGCGGUUAUAGCGAUAGUGGUAGUGAAAAAAUUAAGAAAAGUACAUGAAUAGGUAAACUCGUAAAUAGUAAACUUCGAAACUGCUCCCGUAGUGACAGCGUGCUACUUUCGUACUCGUGAUUCCUCGGACGUGCAAAUGUUUUUUUUUUUAUUUUCCAUGUGUAUUGAAUGAAAAAUUUUUUCUACAGCCAAAAGUGCUAUAAAACAGCCUUUUUAUAAAGUUUUUUCAAUUAUGAAAACGUGUUGUAUAAUUCCAAAUUCAUGAAUACAUUUUUCAGAAAGAUUGAAAAGUAUAGAAAAAAUUUUGUUACACUUCAUUCCAUAUAAUAUUUUUCCAGUAUCUUUCGAUUUUUUAAAUACUGUAAACUUUAAUGACCUUGAUACUUCUCAACAGUCUUUCUCAUUGUACUAAUGAUAAUGUUAACAUUUCCCCUCAGGACAAAUAUACCAGCUAGAUGUACAAGAUAAGUUUUGUAUUGAAGCUUGUUACAGGUUUUGUUACAAGUUUUGUAUGAAAGCUUGUUAGGAGCUCAAUUACAAUAUGUGCGUUUGUGUCCACCCAUAUGCUUAUUUUUCAAUCUCUGUUUCACGAAAUUUCCACCCAUUUUUAGUAUUGACCGUUAAUGGGUUGAACAAUAUGAAUAAACUAAAAUUGAUUUCAAUGUAAUUGAUCUUGUAUCAAAGCUUGUUACAAGCUUAAGUAUAAUACGUGUGCGCAACCAUAUGCUCAUUUUUCAAUCCCUAUUUCAAGAAAUUUCCACCCAUUUCUAGUAAUGGCCGUCAAUGUGUUGAACAAUAAGAACAAACUAAAAUUCGAAGAAACAUCAAAUUUGAAGUUGUUCUUGAGGACUUCCCUGUUUAUAAAUUACAUCAUACAGCCACUUUGUGAAAGAUAUAGUAUACAAACUAACUGAGAAAAAUUGAUUUCAAUGUAAUUGAUUUUGUAUUGAAGCUUAUUGCUGCAAUAAUAAGCAUAAUAAGCACUGAAUAAGCAUAUGCUUAUUUUUCAAUCCGUAUUUCAAGAAAUUUCCACCCAUUUCUAGUAUUGGCCGUUGAUGUGUUGAACAAUAUGAAUAAACUAAAAUAAGAAGAAACACCAAAUUUGAAUUUGUUUUUAAGGACUUUGAAAAAUUGCCUGUUUAUAAAUAUGGGAAACUUACAAAAGAAGGAAAAAAAUAACCACAAUAGAAACUUUUUAUGAAAAUGAGUAGAUCAUACAGAAAGGUCUCUUUCAGAUAUAAACUCGAGAAAAAAUCCCUUUCGGUUUUGUUUUCACCAGAAGAGGCAAAUCUGCUCUUCUCACAAUGGCAGUAUGUAUACACAAUCAUACUGUUAGUUCAUUUAUUCCAUUAUGUUACAAACAUAAUGGAAAAAACUUGUUUUCAUGUAGGAAUUCAAUGUUCCUAUGAAAACAUUUGUUUCGAUAGGACUUUUUCUUUCGUGUAAUUCAGUGUUCACGUGAAAGUUGCUGUUUCUAAAUGUUUUUUUUUUCCAAUUUGCGUAUUAAAGUAACUUCUGUGUAUGUUUCACAUAUUUUUGUGAAGAGUUUUCAUUCUUCGUUCCUUCGAAGUUAACACAUUUUUUGUUUGAUAAUUGGAAAGUAGGAAGCCUGAAAGUUUUUUUCCAAGAAAAAAUUGUUUGUAAAAACUAUUGAACGUUUUAUUUGAAAAUAAUAAUAUUUACCCAAAAACUUACUUUCAUAAUUAAUUUCUGAGAUUUCACCAAAAAAUAAUAAAUAAAAAGUCAUACUUUCCUUUUGAACCUAGCACUCAAAUUGUUUUGAAAAAUUUUUUUGGUAAACAUAUUGGAUGUGUUUCCAGAACAGUAUUUUUAUGAGUCGAGUGUAUAUGCCGGAGACGAUAUUUCAAGUAUGAGUUCGACUAGAAUUUUUCUUGGGAUUGAAGAAAAACACUGUUACUACAUUUUACCUUAUUAUAAUUGUAACUGAUGAAUACAUGUUGUGCCUGUGAAAUAAUAAUUACAGUGAGCUACAUUAUAGAAGUGUUUACUAAUAAAUACAUGUAUUUUGUAAUAAUUUAUUUCAGUUGUGAGGUUUUCAUGAUCAAACUGGAACUAAUGAUGGAAAGAUAUUAUGUUUUUGAUUACUGCUUUCUAGCGUUGCGUCGAUAUUUUUCAGAACCUUUCAUAUUUCUCUUGCUGAAACUGGUGAUUUUUUCGAUACAGAGAUUUAAAUCAUUACUAUAAAAAGAUAAUUCAUUAAAGGUUUCAGUUCUGAUCAUGGGACGUGAGAAAUAUCUCCUCAUAAAAGCCGUGGUAGAUUUGUGAAAUCAUAUAGCGAAGAGACCUAAAUAAUAUUUUCGUGACCAGUAGUUUAUAGAUUUUGUACCUUUCAAAUUGUAUACCUACUUGUUAUAAUAAUGAGGAAUUAUGGGUUAAUAUGGAUCUGUAUGGAAAGAUAUGUAUGUGUUCGAAUAAAAUUAUUGAAAGGUUAAAAAUAUAUCUCUUGAUUACAAAAAA
Molecule: messenger RNA, 7733 nt
Organism: Leptinotarsa decemlineata (Colorado potato beetle)
Lineage: Eukaryota; Metazoa; Arthropoda; Insecta; Coleoptera; Chrysomelidae
Gene: alpha-Catr
Product: alpha-catenin related
Biological process (GO): cell adhesion; Rho protein signal transduction
Molecular function (GO): actin filament binding; cadherin binding
Source: RefSeq, a predicted model, not a curated record